This is a messenger RNA of Tuber melanosporum (Perigord truffle), 1723 nucleotides long. RefSeq lists its product as uncharacterized. Gene Ontology annotation, cellular component: lipid droplet; plasma membrane; mitochondrion. The transcript has 7 exons. The record is from RefSeq and is a predicted model, not a curated record. NCBI's taxonomy places the organism in Eukaryota, Fungi, Ascomycota, Pezizomycetes, Pezizales, Tuberaceae. Gene Ontology annotation, biological process: glycolipid biosynthetic process. The coding region runs from base 412 to 1641 and encodes 409 amino acids.
GGUCUAUUGCAUCGUGUUCUACCACGAGUGAGAGGGGAGAAUGGGGGGGGUUUUAAGUUGAUGGGGUUUUCCCUUUUCCUUUUCUCUUCUCUUCCGUGCCCAGCAGGAGAGGAAAGUCUCACAUGACGACACGAAUCUCCUGUGCUACUCUAGGUUUGAUAUGGUACAGUACAGCAUGGCGCAUGGCUUUAUGCCCUUCUCCUGAAGAGUCGCUCUCUAUCGCAGAUACUCUUAGACGGCACGUAUUCCUUCUUUUCGAAACACCAUACCCCCCUCUCCCCCACCUCUCUUUCAGUUGAAUCUUCACACUCUCUCUUCCCUCCUCUUCUCCCCCCCCCCUUUACUGUUCCAAUCGCAGAAAUACUCCGUUAAAAAAAAAAAAAGUUGGAGAAGGAAAGAGAAAACAGUUCAAUGGCUCUCCCACAUGUUCAAAGAAAAUACGACCUCAUCGUCUUCGGCGCUUCAGGUUAUACCGGCAGACUCACGGCAGAACAAGUCCUCCAACAUACCCCCUCGGAUCUAAAAUGGGCUAUCGCGGGCCGCUCCCCUCAUAAACUCGAGCUCUUGGCCACUGACUUCAAUAGGAGGUUCCCGGACCGUGUUCCCGUUGGAAUUUUUAUUGCCGACCUUGACGAAGAUGCCCUCGAGAAGAUGGCUAGAGCUACCCGGUGCUUGGUUUCUACUGUUGGGCCCUUUAUUCGGUAUGGGACUGCGGUUGUGGAAGCCUGUGCGGUUAAUGGGACGCAUUAUGUCGACUCCACCGGGGAGAUUACUUGGGUGAAGGAAAUUGUGGACAAAUAUCACAAGACGGCAAAGGCUAAUGGUGCUAUUAUGAUUCCCCAGUGCGGGAUGGAAUCUGCCCCCGCUGAUUUGGCUGCUCAUACCCUUGUCAAGAUCAUGCGGGACAGUUACAAUUGCCCGGUUGGAGAUGUAACAUUCUGCUUGCACGAACUCAAAGCAGGAAUGAGCGGAGGAACUCUAGAGUCCGGGAUGUCCCUUCUGGAACACUCUACUCUACAGGAAGUAGUCCACGCAACCAGAACUUAUGCCCUCUCACCUGUCAGAGGCUAUGACCUUCCGUUCGCGUGGCCAAUGCGUAGACACCCUGAAUUGGGGAUUCUUACAAAAUGGAUUCAAGCUGUCCCAGAUACCGUCUACGUAUAUCGGAGUUGGGGAACAUUUGACAGGGGGCAGUACUACGGGGAGAAUUUCAAUUUCAUGGAGUAUCGCCGAGCGAGCAACUGGAUUUCCGCGGUAUUCUGGUUCUUAAUGAUGUGUUCGAUCACGGUACUCCCGAUUUUUGCUCCCUUCAGGUGGCUUGCUCGAAGGUUGAUUCAGCCCGGAGAAGGUCCUACGGCUGAGCAGAUGGAAAAGUACAGAAUGGAAUACCGAGGAGUAGCGGAGGCUGACGACGAUAGUGAAGAUCCUAAAAAGGUUUUUGUGAGACUUACGUAUGAAAAGGACCCAUACACAUGCACCGGAGCCUUGAUGGUACAGGUCGCCAUGAGUAUCCUAUUUGAUGAGGGCAUCGAGGCGAGGAAAUUGGGCUGUGGUAUGCUCACUACUGCUACUGUUGCCACCCCAGAGUUUUAUAGGAAUUUGGAUAGGGCUGGAUUUUGCAUAGAAACAAAAUUGCUGUGAAGGAGGAACCGGCCCAGUUUACUUAGGAAUUGUGUAGUCUAGGUUUUUAGGACUGCUCAAUCAAGCUUAUGAGAGUUGGUAA